CACCUCUUCAGCCUGCGCAUACGUCAGAUCAGCCUGAGUGUAUAAAAGGAGAUGGGGACUCCAAAAGAGGGAGAAGCAAGCAGCCGCCAACUCACUGCCAGGUCUGGUGUUUGACCGAGAGAAGAAGUUUCUACUCAGGACAGAAAAACUUGUGAAGAUGUGGAGGGUUUUUGUCGUGGCAAGCCUCUGCGUUACAGUGGUGUCAGCCUUGUGCCCGAGGGACUGCCGGUGCCCCCCUGACACCGCCAGAUGUGCAGCAGGAGUCAGUCUCAUGCUGGAUGGCUGUGGAUGCUGUAAAGUUUGCGCACGGCAGCUCUUUGAGGACUGCAGCAGGACACAGCCGUGUGACCACACAAAGGGGCUGGAGUGCAACUUUGGAGGGGUUUAUGGCUCCUCUAAGGGCAUCUGUCGAGCCAAAUCAGAUGGAAGAACGUGCGAGUACAACAACAGGAUUUACCAGAACGGGGAAAUCUUCCGUCCGAACUGCAAACACCAGUGCACUUGCAUGGACGGCGCUGUUGGAUGUGUCUCCCUCUGCCCGCACGAGCUCACGCUGCCCAAGCUGGGCUGCGCCAAGCCCAGGCGGGUCAAGGUGCCGGGACGGUGCUGCGAGCAGCUCGUCUGCCCCGAGGAAGCAAAGACAGAGAGCUCUGUCAUGAAGAAACACAGGAAAAAGCACAGCAGAGACAACAAGCUGUCUGAGGACGACCUCACCAACAGGAAUGAGUUGGCGCCUGUGUGGAGAGGAGAGUCUUUACCGGCUUUCAAGGGCCACCCAGUGGGCCACAUGAUGGGCAGAGGAGUUGAGUGUGAGUCUCAAACCACAGAUUGGUCCCCCUGCUCCAAAUCCUGCGGCGCUGGAGUGUCCACCAGGGUGACCAACAGCAACAGCCAGUGCAAACUGGUGAAGGAGACUCGGAUCUGUGAAGUCCGCCCCUGCAACCACAUGACCUUCAAAAGAAUGAAGAAAGGUCAGAAGUGUACAAACACAGAAAAGGCCAGCCGUCCACUUAAACUGUCCCACGCAGGCUGCCGUAGCCUGGAGAAGUUCCAGCCAAGGUACUGUGGGUCCUGCUUAGACGGGCGAUGCUGCAGGCCUCACCGAACCCAGACGUCACCCGUCCAGUUCCGAUGCAGGAAUGGGGAGAUCAUCAGCAGGAUGGUGAUGUCGAUCGAGUCUUGCAAGUGCGACCUGAACUGCUCCGAAAAGACGACUCCUCGUCACAGACUUUUUCAUGAUAUCCACAAACUGAAAAAGUUCUGAAGAGGAAAAGAAAAAUGUGCACUUUGAGGUUACAGACAUCUGUACAAUGACUUUCUUGAACUAUAUUGUUCAUGGUUUUGCUUCGUAACAUUGGAGCUUCAUGGUUUGCUUCAUUUUGAAGCAGUUUCUUUUUUUUUUUUUUUAUUAAAUAUGUUGUGAAAAUUCUUAUUUUUCUAGUUUAACAAAAUCUGUUUUAUAUACAUGGACUUCACAUAACCUAUUUAAGCCUCUCAUGACAAGACAUGUCACAUGACUCAAGGAAAUGAUCUUAAAACUGUGGCAGCUACUUUAUCAGUCGUUACACACAUGUCGCCAUGUUUCUGUAGAUAUUCUGCACACCUUCUUUUUAUUUAUCAGGAUUUAUAUUUCAGACUUCACUUAAAGGUCCAGUGUGUAGGAUUUAGGGGCAGAAAAUGAAAAUAAUUGUGAAAAAAAAUCAACUGAAACUUCUUUUGAAUAUGCCAUUUACAACUACAAGAGAAAUGAGUCUUUCACGGGGUCCACCAUGUUUAUACGGUAGCCCAAAUGGGACACACCAAACGCUGCCUCUCUUUUUUUUUUGUUUCUUUACCUUUACCUUGUUUCUCACCAUCGUAAGGGAGGCUGGGGUGAUUAUAUUUUGUCUGUUGUCAUCAGCAACCUCAAAGCUAUGCCACUCAGUCCUACACACUGGUCCUUUAAUGGAUUGUUAGAUUUAUUCACGAGUCAUUGUUAUGUUAAUACUGGUAUAACAUCCUGUUAUAUGACUGAACACAGAUACCUGCCAAACUGUAAAUUUUGAUGUUUUAUGUUUUCACAAAUAAACUCGAAAAACAGCU
Molecule: messenger RNA, 2082 nt
Organism: Acanthopagrus latus (yellowfin seabream)
Lineage: Eukaryota; Metazoa; Chordata; Actinopteri; Spariformes; Sparidae
Product: CCN family member 1-like
Exons: 5
Coding region: 158-1264 (368 amino acids)
Biological process (GO): signal transduction
Cellular component (GO): extracellular region
Molecular function (GO): protein binding
Source: RefSeq, a predicted model, not a curated record